Molecule: messenger RNA, 4517 nt
Organism: Cololabis saira (Pacific saury)
Lineage: Eukaryota; Metazoa; Chordata; Actinopteri; Beloniformes; Belonidae
Gene: slc6a1a
Product: solute carrier family 6 member 1a
Exons: 15
Coding region: 482-2632 (716 amino acids)
Biological process (GO): neurotransmitter transport; sodium ion transmembrane transport
Cellular component (GO): axon; plasma membrane; cell surface
Molecular function (GO): gamma-aminobutyric acid:sodium:chloride symporter activity
Source: RefSeq, a predicted model, not a curated record
GUAGAUGGGAGUUGAGUCUGGUUGUUGAUUUUAGACACUCGCACAAGGCGAAGCGGCUCCUGCCCGCGUUGAUUCAGCCUCCUCCUCUUCCUCCUCCUUCCUCCUCCUGGUCUUCAGCACUGUUCCCCGCUGGACAGCUCCUGCUCGGACACCGCUGAACACUGCAUGGUCCCCAACAGUCUUUUAAUGGAAGUAAAAUCAAUUUAUGUUUCAAGAAAUAUUGGAACUUUACAACUUCACACACGGGAGGAAUCUACGGAUACCUGGUUUCGGGACUUGUGGCAGUCAGCGCAUCCUCGGCGGCACAGAUCACACAUUCAUUGUUAACGGCGACUGACUAGCCGUGCGCGCACAGGCUCUGUCUCCAGACACUCCAUCUCCAUCACUAGAUCUAGACAAAACCACCGCGAAGCUGCUGUCUACGUGGACUGGUGCUGAAGCCUCUCGUCCUACGGCCAGGACCUCUGCCAAACCCAGAGACAUGGCGACGAACGGCACCAAAACGGAUGGACAAGUCACAGAACUGAACGAAGUGGGCACAAGCAACGACAAACCCAAGUCUCUGGACGUGAAACCCGAAAAGCAGAAAAAAGACUUGCCCGACAGGGAAACGUGGGGGGGCAAAUUUGAUUUCCUCCUGUCUUGCGUGGGUUAUGCAAUUGGACUGGGCAACGUGUGGAGAUUUCCCUAUCUCUGUGGGAAAAACGGUGGAGGAGCUUUCUUGAUUCCCUACUUUUUGACCCUCAUAUUUGCUGGGGUCCCCUUGUUCCUACUUGAAUGCUCCCUUGGUCAAUACACUUCAAUUGGAGGGCUUGGUGUGUGGAAACUGGCCCCUGUGUUUAAAGGUGUGGGCCUUGCAGCAGCUGUCCUGUCGUUCUGGCUUAACAUUUACUACAUCGUAAUCAUUUCUUGGGCCAUUUACUACCUAUACAACUCAUUCACUUCCGAGCUUCCAUGGAGCACAUGUAGCAAUCCAUGGAACACAGACAAAUGUUACACAAACUACAGCAUUGCGGAUACCACCAAUCUCACCAGUUCUGUGGUGGAGUUUUGGGAGCGCAACAUGCAUGAAAUGACUGAUGGCUUGGAAAAACCAGGCCAGCUUCGAGUGCCGCUGGCAAUAACACUAGCCAUUGCCUGGGUCCUUGUUUACUUCUGUAUCUGGAAAGGGGUUAGCUGGACAGGGAAGGUCGUUUACUUCUCAGCUACGUAUCCCUACUUCAUGCUGUUUAUUCUCUUCAUCCGUGGGGUGACUCUACCUGGAGCUAAAGAGGGAAUUUUAUUCUAUAUCACCCCUGACUUUGAAAAGCUCAAAGAGUCAGAGGUAUGGCUGGAUGCAGCUACACAGAUCUUUUUUUCUUAUGGAUUGGGACUGGGGUCACUUAUAGCUCUAGGCAGCUACAAUCCUUUCAAUAACAAUGUUUACAGAGACUCUAUCAUUGUGUGUGUCAUCAACUCUUGUACCAGCAUGUUUGCUGGCUUUGUGAUCUUCUCCAUUGUUGGCUUCAUGUCACAUGUGACAAAGAGAGACAUCGCAGACGUAGCAGCUUCAGGUCCUGGCUUAGCUUUUCUGGCCUACCCACAGGCUGUAACCCAGUUGCCCGUGUCUCCUCUCUGGGCCAUUCUGUUCUUCUCCAUGCUGCUCAUGCUGGGGAUAGACAGCCAGUUUUGCACUGUUGAAGGCUUCAUCACUGCCCUUGUGGAUGAGUUCCCCCAAGCGCUUCGAGCCAGACGAGAGCUCUUCAUCGCAGCUGUCUGUCUGGUGUCCUAUGUGAUCGGACUUUCAAACAUCACGCAGGGUGGGAUCUACGUGUUCAAAUUGUUUGACUACUACUCUGCCAGUGGAAUGUGCCUGCUGUUCCUGGUCUUCUUUGAGUGCAUCUCCAUAUCCUGGUUUUAUGGUGUGAACAAGUUCUACGACAACAUCCAGGAGAUGAUUGGCUACAAACCAUGUCUAUGGUUUAAGCUGUGCUGGGUCGUGUUCACCCCUCUCAUCGUCGGUGGUGUGUUCUUGUUCAGUGCCGUACAAAUGGUUCCUCUCACUAUGGGAGACUACGUGUUCCCAGGCUGGGGUCAGGGAGUGGGCUGGCUCAUGGCGCUGUCCUCCAUGGUUCUCAUACCGGGAUACAUGGUGUACAUGUACCUUGGACUUAAGGGCACUUACAAGGAGCGACUUCGGAUAAUGUUUCAACCCCCUGCAGUCACCAGACGACCUCAGGAAAACGGACCCGAGCAGCAGGUGGAAACCAACACUGCUACCUUGUCCAGUCCUGCUACCACAGCUCCUGCAAACCCGGCCAGUCCUGCCAACCCAGCUCCUGCAAACCCAGCUAGUCCCACUAAUCUGGCUCCUGUCAACGCCACCACUAACCCCGCAUCCCCCACUAGCACGGCUCCUCCACCGGCUAAUCCCGCCUCAGUUUCUAUCCCGGUGAAUCCGGCCACAAGUCCUGGCGCCACCGUCACCACUACCACCACCAUCACCGCGGCGGCCAGUCCGGCUAACCCCACCGCCACAACUGUAAGCCCAACCAGCCCAUCGCCCAGCCCGGCUGUCCCAGCAGAGUCUGUUAAUCCCCCCAACCCAACCAGCCCCACCUCUAACUUGACCAAUGCUGAGGCCAAUGUGUAGACAACAAACAAACCCUCAUGGAGCAUGUCAACAAAAGAGAACAUUACAAAGGACUUCCGAGAUUUUAAUUGAUUCACCUACCUCCAGGGGCAAUAUGUGAUCAAUACAGAUUUUCAAAACCGCGUUUCAUUUUUCUCUAUUUGUUAAACUAAGCCAAUGAUGUCUUGUUGUUGGUUUGCAUUCUGAAAACAAUAUCAAAGACUGUUAGUGUUCACAAAUACAACCGUAAUUCUGAAUAAAACAUGUAAACAUACUGUGUAAUACUGUGAGAAAAGAAAAAAAACUUAGCGAUAUUAGAGGUUUGUUGAAUAUCUUCAUGAAUCAAGUAAAUACCGUGUGAAUAUAGUAGAUGAAGUAGUGAACAAAACAAAAUUGACAUCAUUGAAGAGUGCAAGGGAUGCCGUCAAUUUCUUUGUUUUUGUCAAUUCUUUUUUAUUUUUAUUUUUUUGCUGGAUGUUUACUAAACCUCACACAGUUGUCUCUUUUCCAAACGUUGCUCUCUGUGAGGUAAACUGCAGGCCACAGGGCAGACGGGGAGCUCUGAGUAAGCACAAUGCCAAUAAGAAGUUCUUGUUGUGGAGUCCUGGAACAAUCCAGUGUUUGUUACAAAAGAUUUUGUGUGAGAGAGACUGUUAUUUUUCCUUCCUUUUUUUCAGUAAAAAAAAAAGAGAAAAUAUUUAUGUGAUCAAAGCAUUUUUAGAAUUAUUUUUAGGAUGUUUUAUACUAUAUGUGUUGUGAUGGAGGACCAAAAUCAAUAGGCAGACAUAGCAAAAAAUACAUAAAAAAAAAAACCUAUGCCAUUUAGUGUAUGGUUGGCAAAGCACAGGGUACACGGAAGUACAAAAAAGAAGAAGAAGAAGAAGAAGAAGCACAAAGCUAGAAAAAUGAUUUACAAGCAUAAACUUAUCCCUUAAUGCUGACAGUCAAUCCUGUUUACGUUUUGCAUGCUUUCCUCAGGAACAUCAUUGAAAAGUUUUUCAAAUGUCUCCUGACAAACAAAAGAAGAAAAACAGAGAAGGCCUUAAGCCAACGCACCGAUAUCAGUUAAGCCACUGUAUGUUUACGUGAUUGGGCAGAACUGCAAAAUACCAUUUUGUAUGCUCGCACAACAACUAGGACCAACUCUGUGUUGACUACAGUCAUGUUUUAAGUUUCUCUGUGUCGCGAUCAGUUGUUGAUCAAUAUGUAUUCAGCAAUACAUAUGUGGACAUACAUGUGCAGGCCAGCAAGCAAGUGGUCUGUUUCUCUUUUGGUUUAUGUUGUCUUUGCUUCACAAGUUAAAAGCACAAAGCUUUACGUUCCCCAGACGUUUGCCACGGCGUGUUAGGACAAUGUUAGUUUGCUUCUAUGGCAGCUACUGCGAAAGGCAUCUGGUUGAGCAGAACCGGUUUUACUCUGAAAAGCAAAACAACUGAGCGAAAAUGUGAAAUGGCUACAGUUCAUGUCCUGUGAAUUUUGUAUAAAGUUACUCUACCACAGUUUUCUCUGGAAGUUUGUUGUAAAACUGUGCCGUGUAAAACAUGUAACUGUGAAUGUCUGUACUACAUUGGAAGUUAUUGUCUAAAUGUUGAAAAAAUGGAGUUGCUGUUUUCUGCAAUAAUAUUUUGAUCACACAUGCUAAAGCACAUAUCUAACAGAAAUAUACUAAAUGAUGAUGACAAUGACGAUAUUGAAGAUUAUAUUAAAAAUAGAAACAAUGUCUAGUAAAACAAUAUUGUUUUGUAUAUUUUUAACUGUUUCACUGCCUAAUGUAAAACAUAAUAUAAACAUGAUAUGUAUCUAAAUAGUGUCACAUGAUAAAGCACGAUUGUUAUGUUAUACAAAGAGAAAGACUGAAAAAAUAAAGAGUUAUAGAAAUUAUAAAUACAAUACAUGCCUGGCAUGU